AUGGGUUUGACUAAAAGCACAGGCGCCCACAUACAGCCCGCUCUCUCCGACUCACUUUCCACCGAGCGCUGCAAAAUGGCGGCCGCUUCAUCCAUCCAGCCGCCGAGCGUGCACGCGAUAAAGCCGGAAAAUUCACCUCACCCGGAGUCCGACAGCCCCGCGAGCCGACAGGAGGAGGACGCAGCAUCCGAUGGGACCACCAUCCUCAGAGAUCUAACCGAACUAGAUCCCGAUGAGAUCGAGAGACGGUUGGAGAAAACUCGCAGAGAGCUGAGCAACAGGAGGAAGAUUCUUAUUAAGAACCUGCCACAGGAUAUCACUAACCAGGAGGUCCAUGACAUUCUGCGUGAGUACGAGCUCAAAUACUGUUUUGUGGACCGGAACAAAGGAACAGCCUUCGUAACUCUUCUAAAUGGUGACCAGGCACAGGAUGCCAUCCGAACUCUGCACCAGACGUCAAUCCGCAGCCGUGACAUCACCGUUCAUCUGCAGCCCACAGACUCACUCCUGUGUGUCACCAACCUGCCCUACACAGUCACUGCCGCCCAGUUUCAGGAGCUGGUGCGUUCCUAUGGCAACAUUGAGCGCUGUUUCCUGGUUUACAGUGACCUUACAGGUCACUCUAAAGGUUAUGGAUUUGUGGAGUACAUGAAGAAGGACUCGGCCUCCAGGGCACGCUCAGAACUCUUGAGGAAACCGCUGGGUGACCGAGCGCUCAUGGUGCAAUGGGCUGAUGUCAACCAGCUGACCUCUGCUGACCAUCUCCACUCAAAGUGCCUGUGUGUGGAUCGCCUGCCGCUAGACUUUGAAGACUCAGAGGAACUGGCUCACAUUUUUUCAGAGCGCUACAAACCAGUCUUCUGUCAGCUGGCACAGGAUGAGGGCAGUCCAGUGCGGGGUUUUGCUGUGGUGGAGUAUGAGACGGCGGAACAAGCUGAAGCUGUUCUGCUGGAGAUGGACAGACAGCUGAUCCAGGGUCAGGAGAUACGCCUCAGUCUCUGUCCUCCAGGAACGUCUGGGCGCAGCACCCUUGCUGCCCUUAUCGCGGCUCAGGGCGUGAUGUUGAGCCAUAAGAAAGGUUUGCUACCUGAACCCAAUCUGGCCCAGCUUCUCAACAGCAUGACCAAUCCAGCUGCUCUCCAUGUCCUUACGAGACCCUACCCGACCGGCAAACGAGGAGGAAAGUUUGGUCAACCUCACAAUCUCCCCUUCCUGCGUCCACCGCUGACUACAGCACUACUACAGUUGGGAAAAGCACAGCAGAAUACCAUUCUGGGAAAUGGGUUUGUUCUCCAGAAUCUUCUCCACAUGCAGAUGGCCCAACAGCAGCUCUUACAUAUCAAAGACAAGCAUGUCCAGGGUCUUUUAGGUGACCCCUCUCGGCUGCUCCUCCAGAAGCUUCUGGGUCUUCGAGCUCCAGCAUCGGUUCCUCUGGGGAAAGGCUUGCUGGGAGAUUCCCCAACAGAUUUGGGCCAGGAUUCUUCUCCGGUCAAGUCCCAGGGAGGAAACUCUGGGCCUGGAAUAGUGUCACAUUUAACUGGACGUUCACACUUAAGCUCUACAGCCGAGCAUAAUGGAGUAAUGGCAACAUUCACGGCUCUGGAGAAACAGCCCACACCUCCAGGGACCACAGGGGGAUCCAUAAGCGCUCAAGCCCAGCUGCAAAACUUCCACCUUGGGAUCAACACACAAAGUCUGGGUUCAUUGCUGGGGAGCGCAACGCACAAAGCUCCAGCCAUCCACCACAACACUAGUCCACAGACUGUAACAACUCAGUCCAGUUGUCAGACUUCUUUGCUAGGAGACCCUCCUAAAGAAGUAAAAUUGCCUUCCAACCCAUAUCUAAACCUGGCUAGUGUUCUUCCCGGAGUGGUGCUACAAGCACCCUGCAACAGUAAGCCUCAGACUGUGCAGGCCAACAGUGGGACGUACAGUGCAGUCCUUCCUUCUGCCACUCACCCACCCAGUCAAUAUAGUACAGAGACCACACCUGCAGAAUACACUCACCAAUACACUCAGCAAUACACACAGGAGGCCAUGCAGCAGUGGUACCAACACUACCAAGCACAGACCUACGCCAAUACUAGCCAAGAGACAGCUGCAGUUACUGAGUGCACAAAGGAGCAACCUCAGGUGGUGGUAACCUCCUCAUACGGAGACUACAAUUCUUACAUGCAUGCUGUCAGUCAGUACUAUUCUCAGACGCAGAUGAGCCAGGCAGCUGCUCAAGUCUACCAGCACCAAGAUAUCAGCAAGGAGGUGGAGGUGUUGAAGACACCCUUGAGUGCUCCUCUGAAUGGCAGUGCCCAGCCCCUGCUGUCCGCCUACAGUGCCCUACCCAUCAUGCCAGGCUUCAUCUCACCAACACACACACCCAGCCCUGCCACACAUACACAAGCCACACCCACAGACUGGAACCAGUACUAUUAUAGUCAAGCUCGAGGGCAAAAGCGAGAAUACCCCACACUGCCUACACAGGAAGUGACAUCAGAGGGGCAGUAUGUAGGCCAGCACUCGCAGGGUCUUGGGGGCCAGUAUGCCGACUACUACAAAAAGAAGAGGAUCUAGUGCGCGCACACACACACACAUACACACACACAUGCUUGCACACACUCCUCUUUGUACUAAGUUGCUGUCGUCUUGGCCAGGCCUUAACUCUUAGUCUUGUAUAACCGUUAUGUCUGAAGAGAUUGUACAUUUUAUUGUGUGUUAGCAGGUUUUUGCCUCCUAUUUGAACUUUAUAUGUGGCCAGGGUACCAGGCUGGACCUUUAAAGAUGGCAGACUCUGAUACAUUAUGGUAAUUGAUAUCUCGCUUUUUGUGUUUUGCCUGUUCACUUCUCUCGCAGGCGGGGUG
Molecule: messenger RNA, 2855 nt
Organism: Xyrauchen texanus (razorback sucker)
Lineage: Eukaryota; Metazoa; Chordata; Actinopteri; Cypriniformes; Catostomidae
Product: ribonucleoprotein PTB-binding 2-like
Cellular component (GO): cytosol
Molecular function (GO): mRNA binding
Source: RefSeq, a predicted model, not a curated record